UCAGAGCAAUCUAAUAAGACAAGUUUCCGAUGGAAAACUAAGAAGUCAUAUUCUACAUCAGUGGAUGCCAACCGUUUGAUCAUGGAUCCUAUAGAAGAAAAUGUGUUCUUAGAGGAACAUAUGAAAGUUACUUUCAGUGUCAUGAACGAGUUACGAAAAAAAAAAGAACUAUGUGAUGUCGUUCUUCACGUAGGAGACCUGGAAAUCUACGCUCACAAGGUUGUCUUGGCUUCAUUUAGUCCAUAUUUUUACGCCAUGUUUACGAGCGACGUAUUGGAAAGUCGCCAAAACAGCAUAACACUAAAAUCGAUGGAUCCGAAUAGUGUGGAACUUUUGAUCGAGUUCGCUUACACAGCGCAGAUUCGAAUCACUGAAGAAAAUGUUCAAGACGUGCUACCGGUAUCCUGUAUAUUACAAAUCUGUCCCGUUAAAAAAGCCUGUUGUGACUUUAUACAAUCGCAACUCGAUCCAUCGAACUGUAUCGGUAUAAAGGACUUUUCAGAGAUUUAUGGCUGUUUGGAUUUAAGUAAAGCAGCAGAAAAGUUUAUUUUUCGCCACUUUUUACAAGUCUCAGAAAGUGAAGAAUUUCAAACCUUGCCCGAGGACCGCUUGGUCGACUUAAUAAGUCGAGAUGAACUUUUUGUGAAGUCGGAAGAUGAGGUUCUUGCAGCCUUGUUACGAUGGGUAACUCAUGAUCUGACGAACAGAACACAGGAACUGAAGGAUCUACUGAAACAUAUACGAGUGCCUUUUGUUUCAAAUUCUUACCUUAACUCGAUCAUCCAGUGUUGUGAACAGGGCAUGAGAUCUGAGUUUAAAGAAACAUUGAUUGAGGCCUUCUCAGAAAAAAAGAGAAUUUCUACUCUUAGUACAUUUCACAAACGACGACCCCCUGGUCCAACUGUGAUGUACUUUGCAGGGGGGUACUUAAGAAGAUCUCUGGAUGUUUUGGAGUGUUUUGAUCCUCUGACUCUCAAAUGGACAAUUCUCUCCCCUCUAUCUGUGCCCAAGAGUGGUCUUGGGGCAGCUUAUGUUGAUAACAUGCUGUAUAUAAUUGGUGGUCGCAACAACACCCCAGCUGGGAACAUAGACACACCUUCCGUAGACAGGUAUGAUCCUCUGCGAGAUGAGUGGAAGCCUAUGGCACCCCUCAGUGUACCACGCAACAGGUUGGGCGUGGCAGUGGUAGAUGACUGUAUUUAUGCAAUUGGUGGAGGAAAUGGGAACACAUGUCACACAUCAGUGGAGAAAUAUGAUGUCAAACAAGAUGAAUGGACAACAGUUAUGUCACUUAAUUUUCCUCGCAUAGGUGUAGCUGUUGCUGUACUUGAUAGAAAGCUUUAUGCCGCAGGAGGAUUUGAUGGAAGACACAGGCUCAGGAGCGUUGAAUGUUAUGACGUGGAUACUGAUCUGUGGAAAUUAGUGUCUCCGCUGGUCGAGCGUCGUAGUGGCGCAGGAGCAGCCUCGUUGAAUGGCUUCGUGUAUGCUAUCGGUGGAUAUGACGGCGAAACACAAUUAAAUAGUGUUGAACGCUAUAGCCCAGCCUCGGACAUAUGGAUAACUGUUUCGCCUCUGAUACACAGGAGAAGUGCACUUAGCGCGGCUGUUUUGUGCGGGAAACUUUAUGUAGUCGGAGGUUAUGAUGGAGAAGGGUUUUUGAACACUCUCGAGGAAUACGUCCCUGAACAAGAUUGCUGGAAGUUGGUUAGCAGUAUGAACCUGGGACGUAGCGGAGCGGGAAUUGCAGUAGGUUGGAAACCUGCCACCUAGAGCCCCUUUGGUUGAGGCUCAAAAAGUAAUCAAUGAUUGCAUAGGUUUUGCUUUUCCCCGCGCUGUGAUUGGCCCGGAAAACUCGUGCCAACCUCUCAACCAAUCAAAUGCGGCAUUAAAACCAGUCACGACUCGGUCACUCGCGUUUUCCCGCGCAAAGUGGCGAUUGCAUGUGACAAUUUUGCGUUCUCAUUGGCUUCGUUCGACUGAGGAAUUUUCCCUUGAGUGUCGAAUCCCGGGUAGCAGUGGGUUCUUUUCUUCCCCAUAACCUCUCGACCAAUCAAAUGUGAGACAAGAAAACAGUCGCGACUUAUCACCCACUUUUUCUCGCGCGCUUCAUGUAGUUUGGUUUGCAUUUUUGAUACUCAGAAAAAUUUCCUCAACAGAGGAAACACAACAUAUUUACCACCAUAGAUAAUCGCAACGAAUUCAGAAUAAAAACCGAAAAAUAAAGAAGAUAUGCUUACUCUCA
This is a messenger RNA of Pocillopora verrucosa, 2242 nucleotides long. Its product is annotated as kelch-like ECH-associated protein 1. Gene Ontology annotation, molecular function: protein binding. The record is from RefSeq and is a predicted model, not a curated record. NCBI's taxonomy places the organism in Eukaryota, Metazoa, Cnidaria, Anthozoa, Scleractinia, Pocilloporidae.